This is a messenger RNA of Manihot esculenta (cassava), 1780 nucleotides long. Its product is annotated as regulatory protein RecX. The transcript is spliced from 6 exons. Bases 114 to 1097 code for a protein of 327 amino acids. Lineage: Eukaryota; Viridiplantae; Streptophyta; Magnoliopsida; Malpighiales; Euphorbiaceae. Gene Ontology annotation, biological process: regulation of DNA repair. The record is from RefSeq and is a predicted model, not a curated record.
CAAAAUAAUAAUUUUCCAAAAUCAGUAAUUCAUUUGAAUUUCAACAAACCUCUGCUCUCAGCCAAUCACCCUCCUUCCACUCCCAAGCUUGGCAUUGAACUUCAAAGUUGGAAAUGGCUAUGCUGGCGGGAAAUCUGGCAUCUAAAAUCUCCUUACAUCUUCAAUGUCGUGUAUUCUCCAUCCCAUGGGUAAAAAGAAGUCCGGUAAUUCUGUGUUUGAAAGGCAGAGAACAUAUCAGCUCAUCAGUUCCAGUUAGAUAUAUUCCUAAGAGUUCUUCAGAAGUUAAUGAACUUGAGAAAUCAUUGCCUGCAAAUGGUUCUGAAAAAUGGUUGUUUGAUAAAAGUUGGGAUGGAUAUGGAAGAACUUCUGUUUCAAAUGAGGAGGCUCAAAAUGGAAACCAAAUGUACAAGAAGGGUUUUUCACUUGGUGAUCCUCAACAAGCAUUUUCAGGUUUAGAAGAAGAAAUCAAUCACAAACCAAAGGUAAAGAUGAUAGAAUGCAAACUCAUGGAAGAACCUAAGGAGGUGAUUGAGGAGACAGCAAUUCAACAUGAAAGUGCUACUUCGAAAAAGAAUGUACAAGUAGGUAAAACUAUGCUAGAUGCUGAGAAGAUGGCUAUUGAACUUCUUGCUAAGAGAGCAUAUACAGCAGUAGAGCUGAGGAAAAAAUUACAUGUGAAGAGAUAUCCCCCUGAUAUCAUAGAGACAUUGAUAACCGAUUUUCAGAGCAGAGGGUUGAUCAAUGAUAGCUUGUACGCAGAAACAUUUUCUCGAUCUAGAUGGUCUUCCUCAAGCUGGGGACCCAAACGGAUAAAACAAGCAUUGUUCAGGAAAGGAGUGAGUAAUGCAGACGCAGAGAAGGCGGUAAAACUGGUUUUUGAGGAUGGUGAAUGCACUGGUCAAGAGUUAAAACUUGGCUUGUCAAAGCUUUCAAUGGAUCAUCUUUUUGUUCAGGCUUCGAAACAAUGGCUUCGAGGUCAGGAUGUUCCCGAGGAGACACGUAAAUCAAGAAUCAUUCGGUGGCUUCAGUAUCGUGGUUUCAACUGGGGUGUUAUUAGUUUCAUAUUGAAAAAGUUAGAAUCUCAGUAUUCUUCCUAGAGCAUGAUAAGUGUCUAUCUCUCCUGACAUGGCACAAGGAAUUCGGGCCAUCUAAGUUUCGGCUAAUGGCCCAUACUGUCACUGAAGGAAAUAUUGCUCAAUGUGGAUCAGUUGCUCUCUCCAUUAGCACUACACUGCUUUGGCAAUAAGUUGUCCACUUCAUCCGUUCACUGUGUCUAAUUUCAUCUUUCGUCAUGGUACUCUAGUGCCAUCUAAUCUGUGCAGAACAAAGUCCAUCCUAAUUAGGAAACACCUCCCAGACAAAGCAGAAAGUGGUACAACUAGAUGUGGUUGAUCACCAUUGUUUUUACCGAGAAUGGAAGAAUUCAUGCACCCAGCUAGUGCAAAUAUCUCAGCUAGAUCUGACUGUUGAAGAGAUGUCUGAAUCUACUUGAUACAGAUUGAAUAGUCAUCGUAAUUGAAAGUAUCUAGUUGAGUCUUAAUAAUGUAGGAAGCUAAGCUGAAUUGUCAGUCUUACAAGAGGAUUAGAUUGGUUUUGUUGUCUGUCCUUACUAUAGACUUCAUGUGGGUCUCAAAUUCAAUACAUAAGCAUGUGAGCUAGUUGCUUAUUCACUGUUUUGCUAUUCAUAAACAGGGAUAAUCGUCUUGUUUUAGCGCAUAUGCUUCUGAAUUAGGACACAGUCUUCUAAUUUAAGGUUAACUUUUGUUUUGUUUUUUUGGGU